UAUUGACUGUUCAAUACGUUUUUGAUUACAUUUUACAUCCACAUCGUAUAAAAAGUAAUGCAUUUUUAAUAAAUCACUUCAAAUCUGAUUAUCACAUUAAACCAGUGAUGGGGUCGAAGAAGUUAGUGAUAAUAGACACGGAUUGUGGUGUCGAUGAUGCGUUGGCCAUAAUGUUGGCCACGUAUUGUCAAAAACAAGAAAUGAUAGACAUCCUGGGGAUCACCUGUUCAUUUGGUAAUACAUAUGUGGAUAAUGUGUGCAAAAAUGUUUGCUAUACUCUCAGAGCGAGUGAACUGGAGGUCUACCGGGGCUGUGAGGGACCCAUAAUUGGAAAAUACGUUUCCGACGAUUACUACGGAAAGGAUGGUUUGGGAGACUCUACUAAAGACAUGCCUCCUAUUGUGCCCCACAUUGAGAGCGAGCACGCGGUGAACGCAUUGAUACGACUGUCCAGAGAGCACCCAAAACAGAUCACUUUGUUUGCUUUGGGACCCCUCACCAACAUAGCACUGGCCUAUCAUUUGGAUAACAAAUUGUUUGACAAUUUGGAGCAAAUCGUGUUUAUGGGCGGAACUCUUGAUUUNUUUCAAACUUGA
This is a messenger RNA of Oppiella nova, 596 nucleotides long. The record is from the annotation of a GenBank genome assembly. Lineage: Eukaryota; Metazoa; Arthropoda; Arachnida; Sarcoptiformes; Oppiidae.